Molecule: messenger RNA, 2144 nt
Organism: Miniopterus natalensis
Lineage: Eukaryota; Metazoa; Chordata; Mammalia; Chiroptera; Miniopteridae
Gene: LSM14A
Product: LSM14A mRNA processing body assembly factor
Biological process (GO): P-body assembly; cytoplasmic stress granule assembly
Cellular component (GO): P-body
Molecular function (GO): mRNA binding
Source: RefSeq, a predicted model, not a curated record
UGCGAGCGGCCCCGAGCGGCGGCGGCGCCAUGAGUGGGGGCACCCCUUACAUCGGCAGUAAGAUCAGCCUUAUCUCCAAGGCGGAGAUCCGCUACGAGGGCAUCCUCUACACCAUCGACACCGAGAACUCCACCGUAGCCCUCGCCAAAGUUCGGUCCUUUGGUACAGAAGACAGACCAACAGAUCGUCCAAUACCACCUCGAGAUGAAGUUUUUGAAUACAUUAUAUUCCGUGGAAGUGAUAUUAAAGACCUCACUGUUUGUGAGCCACCAAAACCACAAUGUUCUUUGCCUCAGGACCCAGCUAUCGUUCAGUCUUCACUAGGCUCAUCUACUUCUUCGUUCCAGUCAGUGGGUUCCUAUGGCCCUUUCGGCAGGAUGUCGACAUACAGUCAGUUCAGUCCAAGUUCAUUAGUCGGGCAGCAGUUUGGUGCUGUUGGUGUUGCUGGAAGCUCCUUGACAUCCUUUGGAACAGAAACAUCAAAUAGCAGUACCCUGUCUCAGAGUAGCGCGGUUGGUUCUGCCUUUACACAGGAUACAAGAUCUGUAAAAACACAGUUAUCUCAAGGUCGUUCAAGCCCUCAGUUAGAUCCUUUGAGAAAAAGCCCUACCAUGGAACAAGCAGUACAGACCGCCUCGGCUCACUUACCUGCUCCAGCACCUGUUGGGAGAAGGAGCCCUGUAUCAACCAGGCCUUUACCAUCUACCAGCCAAAAAGCAAUAGAGAAUCAAGAGCACAGGCGAGCUGAAGUACACAAAGUUUCAAGACCAGAAAAUGAGCAACUCAGAAAUGAUAGCAAGAGACAAAUAGUUCCAGGUGCUCCUUCAGCUCCAAGGAGAGGGCGUGGGGGCCAUCGAGGUGGCAGGGGAAGAUUUGGUAUUCGGCGAGAUGGUCCUAUGAAAUUUGAGAAAGACUUUGACUUUGAAAGUGCAAAUGCACAAUUUAACAAGGAGGAAAUUGACAGAGAGUUUCAUAAUAAACUUAAAUUGAAAGUGGAAGAUAAACUUGAGAAACAGGAGAAGCCUGUAAAUGGUGAAGAUAAAGGAGACUCAGGAGUUGAUACUCAAAACAGUGAAGGAAAUGCCGAUGAAGAAGAUCCACUUGGACCUAACUGCUAUUAUGACAAAACUAAGUCCUUCUUUGAUAAUAUUUCUUGUGAUGAUAAUAGAGAACGGAGACCAACCUGGGCUGAAGAAAGAAGAUUAAAUGCUGAAACAUUUGGAAUCCCACUCCGUCCAAACCGUGGCCGUGGGGGGUAUAGAGGCAGAGGAGGUCUUGGUUUCCGUGGUGGCCGAGGGCGUGGUGGUGGCAGAGGUGGUACCUUCACCACCCCUCGAGGAUUUCGUGGUGGAUUCAGAGGAGGUCGUGGGGGUAGGGAGUUUGCAGAUUUUGAAUAUAGGAAAGACAACAAAGUUGCUGCAUAGUCUACAAAGAAGUCUUUGAAAAUAGGUGAAUUUCUAGCUCUUCGUGGUCCUGAGAAUUGGUUUCAGUCUUUAUCAAGAAUGAAGAAGUGAAUUCGCUGUAUAUUUGUCACCAGCACUGGGUUUUUUUGUUUGUCUGUGUGUCUGUUUGUUUGUUUUUCUGCUUAAUUUCAAAGAUAUGAUGCAGUUAUAUUGGGGGGGGCUCAUCUUUAAAAAUGAGCAUUAAAUAUAUUUGAAAUAGCAGAAGGUCAAGUAAUUUCUUAUGUAUAGUUAAACUAAAGCAGUACUUCAGUGGGACUUACAAGUAUUUUUUCAUCACUGAAAGGAUUUUUCUUAUCACUAAAUUGUAUUUGGCAAUUACUGCAAGUUGCCUGCAGCUAGGGCCAUGAUACUGUGCUUCAAGCCACAGAAGGGUGGGGGUGUGUGUGUGUGUGUAUGUGUGUGUAUCUGUCUGUCUUUUGCCCUUUCUUUCUUUUUGGAAAUCCUGUAAUAUCCCUUUUGAGGUAGCUUAUUUCGUCAGUUAAUUAGGGUGCUGGAUGGUAGAUAAUUUUGUCAGUCAACUAUGUACACACAGUAAAUACUGUUUCUUAGGCAAAGGUAACUUUUUUAUAUAGUUGUAAAAUUCCAUUAUAUUCCAUUGCCAAAGAAACAUUAAGAACUUUGUAUAGCUGUAUAAAAAGCAACUAAUUUUUUAAAGAAUAAACAUUUUAAAGUCAGCAAACA